Messenger RNA from Sphaeramia orbicularis (orbiculate cardinalfish), 1612 nucleotides. RefSeq names its product dual specificity phosphatase 5 (gene dusp5). Gene Ontology annotation, cellular component: nucleus; cytoplasm. The transcript is spliced from 4 exons. The record is from RefSeq and is a predicted model, not a curated record. Bases 115 to 1245 code for a protein of 376 amino acids. Gene Ontology annotation, molecular function: MAP kinase tyrosine/serine/threonine phosphatase activity. Gene Ontology annotation, biological process: endoderm formation; negative regulation of MAPK cascade; protein dephosphorylation. NCBI's taxonomy places the organism in Eukaryota, Metazoa, Chordata, Actinopteri, Kurtiformes, Apogonidae.
GGAAAUGUAGGCACAGAAGCGCAUGGGACUUCUCGUUCGUCCGUUUCCGUUCCUUUUAUAGGACUGAACCAGUUUGAUUCUUUAGGCAAUAAUAAUAAUUCCUAGGCGUCCAAAAUGAAAGUCUCCAGCAUAGACUGCCGGCGUCUGCGGAAAAUCAUCAGGAAGGAGUGUGGAAGCUGCCUUAUUGUGGAUUGUCGACCUUAUUUCUCUUUCACGAACUCCAAUAUUAAAGGUUCUGUCAACGUCAAUCUCAACUCCGUGGUGGUUCGGAGGUCCCGGGGAGGACCGGUGCCUCUGCAGUUUGUCAUACCGGAUGAGAGAGCACUGUUUCGGCUGCGGGAGGGGAGCAUAUCGGCGAUCGUAGCUCUGGAUGACCGGACGUCCCACUGGCAAAAACUGAAGAAGGACAGUGUAGCACAAAUAGUAAUAAACACUCUAUCUCACCUGACGAGCGGGGCGAACAUCUGUUUCCUUAAAGGCGGAUAUGAGAACUUCCACUCUCAAUACCCUGAACUUUGCACUGAGGUGAAAACCAUCGACCAGAACGGAACUGAAACUGAGAAACGAGUCAGCAGCCACAAUGAGAAGCUCUCUCACCACAAACCAGAUUAUGAUCAGGGUAAACCUGUCGAGAUCCUGCCUUUCCUCUACCUCGGUAGUGCCUACCACGCCUCCAGACAGGACUAUCUCAGCGACCUUCACAUCACAGCCUUGCUUAAUGUGUCACGCAGGGACCUGCAGCCAGCAAAGGGCCACUAUGACUACAAGUGGAUCCCAGUGGAGGACAGCCACAUGGCCGACAUCAGCUCGCACUUCCAGGAGGCCAUACAAUUUAUUGAUCAUGUGAAGCAAUCAGGGGGAAAGGUCCUGGUCCAUUGUGAGGCAGGCAUCUCGCGUUCCCCUACAAUCUGCAUGGCGUACAUCAUGAAGACGCAGCAGCUGCGACUAGAUGCCGCCUUCGACAUCAUCAAGCAGCGUCGGGCAGUCAUCUCCCCCAACUUCAGCUUCAUGGGUCAGCUGCUGCAGUUUGAGUCAGAGGUCCUCUCUACAGCCCCAGCUCAUGCAGCCACACCUGAACCAGCUACACCCUGCGUCCCGGAGUCAGCCUCCUUUUUUGCCAACGACUUCGCCACCACCUUUAACACCAAAAACUUUGAGCCACCUGUGUUCACCCUCCCUACCUCUUGCCUGCAGUCCCCUGUCCACCACCAGUUCAAACUGAGCCCAAUAACUGCACUGCCUUAAAAUGAACUGUGACUGCUUGUAGUCUUACUUGAAAAAAUAAGAAAAUAAUACUCUGUGUGCCUGGUGUUGAAACCAGCAGAGCAGAUACACUGGAGAUCAGAAAGAGAAAAAACUAAAGAAAAAGUGUUAUGGAACUUUUGUCCUAUAGGGACCUCAUACAAUAAUGCUCUUUUCCUGUCUUCUGAACUGGUGUGAUGAAGCGACAGCACAGUGAUAGCCUAAACUGGAAUAUACAUGCCUUAGGUUGAUAUUGUGAUUUGCCUCCUGUCUGGCAUUUAAAUAAUUUAUUUGAGAAUUACAGUCUGUCUGAAUUUUUUUUAAUAAUGUGGAUGUUUAUGUGUGUUGAAUAAAUGUUUUCAUCACAAAA